Molecule: messenger RNA, 900 nt
Organism: Racocetra fulgida
Lineage: Eukaryota; Fungi; Glomeromycota; Glomeromycetes; Diversisporales; Gigasporaceae
Source: the annotation of a GenBank genome assembly
AUGGGUAACUUACAAAGCGUUAAGAAAUCAUUGAUUAGAUUUAAAAGAAGAUCCCCUAAACAUUCUACAGAAAAAACUAAAUAUAACGCUACAGAAACGACAACAGCAGAAAUAGAACAUUCGUAUCGUCAAUCUGCUUCAACAUUUUAUUAUAUAGAUGGAAGAAGAUAUUUAGAUAAUUCAUCUUAUUCAUUACCUAACGAUGAUGAAGAAAUUGAUAGAUUACAGAUGCAACAUUAUUUAGCAAGAUAUAUUUUACAAUCUAAUUUUUGUGCACCUGUUAAUAAUAGGUUAAAGAGUGGUGCCAAAGUUUUAGAUGUUGGAUGUGGACCAGGAACAUUUACCUUGGAAAUGGCAUAUGAUUAUCCCAAUUCACAUUUCAUAGGAAUUGAUAUAAAUCCAAUGUUUCCAAAAGAGAUUAAACCAAGAAAUGUUGAAUUUGAAGAAGCAGAUGUUCUAGAGGAUUUACCCUAUGCUGAUGAAUCUUUUGAUUUUAUAGUAAUAAGGAAUAUGAUAACUUCGUUUACUGUACAUGACUGGGAAAGUAAAAUAUGGAAAGAAUUGAUUAGAGUACUUAAACCUGGAGGUUAUAUUGAGACGAAAAAUAUUGAUUUAACAAUGACAACACGUUUAGAGGACAUAUAUAAAUUCACAAUAUUGAAAAAUAUUGAACAUAAAUCAAAAAUGAUUCCAGUUGGUACUUGGGGUGAUCGUAUUGGUAAAAUUAUGGCUGAUGAUUUUGUAAUGUUAGCAAAAGCGAUGUGCCCUGUUUUAAGACCACUUUGGGGUAUAACUCAAGAACAAUAUAAUGAAUUUAGUGAAACUUUUGUAAAAGAAUUUAAUGUGUAUAAAACUUAUUGUAAUAUUCAUGUAGUGUUUGGUCAAAAACCUGAUACGUAG